Messenger RNA from Morus notabilis, 1302 nucleotides. Its product is annotated as probable serine/threonine-protein kinase PBL25. Gene Ontology annotation, biological process: protein phosphorylation. The record is from RefSeq and is a predicted model, not a curated record. Gene Ontology annotation, molecular function: protein kinase activity; ATP binding. Bases 1 to 1302 code for a protein of 433 amino acids. Lineage: Eukaryota; Viridiplantae; Streptophyta; Magnoliopsida; Rosales; Moraceae. The transcript has 5 exons.
AUGAGCUGCUUUUCGUGUUUUCAAUCUUCCAACCAAAAGAGAUCAGUUAAAAGAUCACGCAGUGGGAGGAGAUCAGGACAGACGCUCGGCUCUGUUCUUCGGAAAGAAGCCAACAUUGCACCACAACACCACCACAACCACCACCAUCAUCAUUAUCCAGCUACCAAUAAGGAAGCAGCUGGGAACAACAACAUAGCUGCACAAACAUUCAGCUUCCGCGAAUUGGCGACGGCGACGAGGAAUUUCCGCCAUGAGUGUUUGGUUGGAGAGGGCGGAUUCGGAAGAGUAUACAAGGGGAGACUAGAGAAAACUGCGCAGGUUGUAGCAGUGAAGCAGCUAGACAGGAAUGGAUUGCAAGGAAACAGAGAGUUUCUUGUUGAGGUACUGAUGUUGAGCCUCUUACACCACCAAAAUUUAGUAAACCUUAUUGGGUAUUGUGCUGAUGGGGAUCAGAGACUUUUGGUUUAUGAGUACAUGCCACUGGGGUCUCUGGAAGACCAUUUACUAGAUUUUGCACCAGGACAAAGACCAUUAGAUUGGUACAAAAGAAUGAGAAUAGCUUUAGGGGCAGCCAAGGGUCUAGAGUAUUUGCAUGACAAGGCCAAUCCCCCAGUAAUCUACCGUGACUUAAAAUCGUCUAACAUUUUGUUGGACAAGAAUUUCAAUGCUAAACUCUCGGAUUUUGGCCUAGCAAAGCUUGGGCCUGUGGGAGACAAGACACAUGUAUCUUCAAGAGUGAUGGGGACUUAUGGAUAUUGUGCCCCAGAGUAUCAAAGAACAGGGCAACUCACGGUUAAGUCAGAUGUGUACAGUUUUGGAGUCGUUUUGUUGGAGCUCAUCACUGGAAGGAGAGCCAUUGACACCACUAAACCAACCACAGAGCAUAAUCUAGUUUGUUGGGCAAACCCUGCAUUCAAAGACCCUAAAAAGUAUCCACAAUUAGCAGAUCCACUUCUCCAAGGAGAUUUCCCAAUAAGAGGGCUGCAUCAAGCGGUUGCAGUUGCAGCCAUGUGCCUCAAUGAGGAACCCUCCGUUCGCCCGCUCAUCAGCGAUGUUGUCACUGCCCUCAGCUUCCUCGGGAGCGGUCCCGACACCGACACCGACACCUGCACCACACCUCGUAUUUCUUCUUCUUCUUCUCCGAGAUCAGAUAAGAAUGUGGGUGGUGCAAAACAUGGCAGAUCUCAGGAAGAAGAAAACACGUUACGUGAACGCCAAAGAGCGGUGGCGGAAGCCAUAGAAUGGGGCUCCACUUCAAGGCACAACUCCAAAGCACGAUUUGGAAGUGCUUCUUCCUUAUAA